Chinchilla lanigera (long-tailed chinchilla) is the source of this 2081-nucleotide messenger RNA. It is a transcript of the gene Rnf128, whose product is annotated as ring finger protein 128, E3 ubiquitin protein ligase. NCBI's taxonomy places the organism in Eukaryota, Metazoa, Chordata, Mammalia, Rodentia, Chinchillidae. The record is from RefSeq and is a predicted model, not a curated record.
GUGCAGGAGACAUUGUUGCAAUCAUGAUUGGCAAUCUUAAAGGAACAAAAAUUCUACAAUCUAUUCAAAGAGGCAUACAAGUAACAAUGGUCAUCGAAGUAGGGAAAAAGCACGGCCCUUGGGUGAAUCACUAUUCAAUUUUCUUUGUUUCUGUAUCCUUUUUUAUUAUUACGGCAGCAACUGUGGGAUAUUUUAUCUUUUACUCUGCUCGAAGACUACGGAAUGCAAGGGCUCAAAGCAGGAAGCAGAGACAACUAAAAGCAGAUGCUAAAAAAGCUAUUGGAAGGCUUCAGCUGCGCACACUGAAACAAGGAGACAAGGAAAUCGGCCCUGAUGGAGAUAGUUGUGCUGUGUGUAUUGAACUAUAUAAGCCAAAUGAUUUGGUGCGCAUCUUAACUUGCAACCAUAUUUUCCAUAAGAUAUGUGUGGACCCAUGGCUGUUAGAACACAGGACUUGCCCCAUGUGCAAAUGUGACAUUCUCAAAGCUUUGGGAAUUGAGGUGGAUGUUGAAGAUGGAUCAAUGUCUUUACAAGUCCCUGUAUCAACUGAUCCAUCCAAUAGUGUAUCUGCCCAUGAAGAGGAUAAUAGCAGUGAGACUGCUUCAUCUGGAUACGCUUCAGUACAGGGAGCAGAUGAACCCCCUCUGGAGGAACAUGUGCAGUCAGCGAAUGAAAAUCUACAGCUGGUAAACCAUGAAGCAAAUUCUGUGGCAGUGGAUGUUGUUCCUCAUGCUGACAACCCAACCUUUGAAGAAGAUGAAACUCCUGAUCAAGAAACUGCUGUUCAAGAAAAUAAAUCAUAAGAUCUGUGUUAACAGAAAACUUGAAAUUUAGUAAUUACAGGACUGCCAAUCAGGACCUAGUUUACUAUUAAUGAACUGGAUAAAUUUAAUAAAAUAAAAAUGAUACUGAAAGUGCUGAGAUGACUAAUAUUAUACUAUAGUUAAAUGGCUUAAAUAUUUAACCUGUUAACUUUUUUUCCAGAAAUACAUUAUAAUGUUUUCACAGGCAAACCUCCUCUGAAUAGUGAUAGCAACAUUUUUAAACAUUCAAGACUGUCUUCAAGUAGUCAUGUUUUUUAUUUAUAACAAUUUUCUUAUAAAAAAAACAUGUUACUUUUAAAAUGUGGAAUAGCUGUAAUCAUUUUAUUUUAUGAUUGUAUCUUAAUUAAAAAUAAUACUACUUUAGCUUGGGCAAUCUGUGUCAGGGUUUUCUCCAGGUGCUUAUAUUGAUCUGGAAUUUUAAUGUAAAAAGCAAUGCAAACUUAGGCUAGUUCUUUAUGAAAUGUCUGUUUAAACUACAUUAAGUUGAUAGAACAAGAUUAAAGCAAAAUAUUUAAAUGUUUUCUUUUUAAAAUUAGGCUAAAUGUAUUUUGCGUGUCAAGCAUAGUUCAUCAGAGAAUAUGGUCUGAAUUGAGUGAUAUAUUAGUGACACCAAUUUGACACAAGAUUAUAGACAAAAAGCUUUCUUACAAAAAUAUUGUAUAACUAUUUCUCAAACUUCUGGGAUUUUCAAAAGCACAGUAUAUAAACUACCAUACUAUUUGGAAAUGGUAGUGACAAACUCAUACAUAACUUGCUAAUUGAUCUUUGUGCAUGAAUUAGUCUAAUAAAAAUGUUCUACAAAAUUAGUCAGUAGACAAUGUUUUCCAAACAAUGUUGACUUCAAAAAUUGAGUUUACAUUUGGCCUAUAUGGGCUAAAAUUACAUUAUGCUAAAACUCUGUCCAUGUAGCUAUAAUUUUGUGAAUGCAUUUUUUUGGUGUUUGAAAAAAAAUGGGGGUGGGAAUUCCAGGUGCCUUAAUAUAAAAUUUGAAGCUUCAUCCACCAAAGUUAAGUAGAGCUAUUUAAAAAUGCACUUUAUUGGUAUUCUGCGUGGCUUGUCCUUUAUUUUAGUUUUGUUUCCAAUGCAAAUGUCAGCAGAAUUUAGACAAAAAUAGAACAGAUAUGUAUUUUUGUUUGCUGAAUGUAGAAUGGGUAAAACCAUUGCAUUCUUACACACUGAUUUGAAAUGCUGUAAAUAUGUCUCAAUUUGUAUUGAUUCUCUUUAAAUAUCAAAUGUAAAUAAAAUAUUCCAAUAAAA